UCAACUCAUGUCUUGUUAAUAGAGUCAGAAGCUGCUAACAUGCUGCUGCUCAUCACAGAUAACACAGGACUGUACACCUCCAGGCUGACCAAAUCCUCAUGAGCGGCGCAGUCAUUUCUUGGUCUUGAGCAAAUGGCAUCUGUCGCUUCCGUGGGAACUCUCCCCAAUAGGAAUCACACAGCAACAAGCUCGCUCUAAACGCGGACAUGGGUGUUCCUGCUCCAGAGGCAUUUCCACGCAUUUUUGUUCCUGGUUUUAUAAUUUAGACAACGAUCGCACCGUGGCCACGCUCAUACCGUGAUGCUGUGGUUUUUCAUGCCACUGUGAUAACUUUGCGUGUCGAUACAGAAAUCACUUUUGCGUGGAUUAUUGUGGUCGAAUUUGCAGGAAUGGUUCCUAGGAGCGUGCCGCGUCCUCCUGCCUUUAUGAAACAACUUCAAACAGCCCUGGCUUUGACCAUGCUUACCAGUAUAUGAUUUAUUUAAAAACAGGAAUAUGAGCAACCACAAGUGCGGCGGGAUGUCAUCGAAGGAAAAGCUGUAUGAGCUGUGGAUGUUAUUUUACACAAAGAAAGACGUGGGCUAUCUGCAGCAGUGGCUGGAGGCGUUUGUGGCAUCCUUUGAGAGGCUCAUAGAUGUGCAGUCACUGGAGCCUCGAAGGCUGGAGGAGUGUAGCUCAGAGGUGCCCUUGCUCCCAAGGGAGGUCUUGGUGCUCCUCGGCACCCAGUUAUGUCAGAGUGCGGUGCACCUCUCCAACGCCACCGAGCCCAAUGGCACCACCCCUCACCCCCUGCUCCUCAUCAAGUUCUUCAUCAUUGUCUGCAGGAAUAUGGAGAACAUCGACCCAGACAACACUCCGGAUUUUGUUUUUGAAACCAUCAAGCUUUUGAAUUUCUGUUUGGACCAGCUAAAGAAGGGACAAGGGGAGCAGUCAUCUCUGCAGAUGGUUGUGCAGUAUGGACUCGUGCUGUGUGAAAGUCUCUUUGACCCUUAUCAGACGUGGAGGAGACGCCUGGCAGGGGAGGAGGUGAGCUUGCUGGAGAGAAACAAGUAUAAGUUCUCCCCGUUGGCCUUGCCAGAGGAGCUGUCUGCUCUUUACCAUGAAAGUCUCCAGGAAAGCCAGCAGAUCCCAGAGCUCCUCACACUCAGAUUUGUUCAUCUCCAGGGAGCUGUCAUCAGUGGAGGAAAGAAGAAUGGCCUUCUCUCUAUCACCAGUCAAUCUGUUGAGGACCUGUUCUCUGUUCUGCGAGUGUGGUGCUGCCGGACCUCCUCUGAACCCAAAGGUACGGGGCUCCCACGGCUGACCCUGCAGUGCCUGACCGUGAUGAUUCACCUCCUGCACUCCAGCAGCCCUGCUGAGCGGCAGGUGGAGAUCAGGACAAUACUGGAGAGCUACUUUCAGCUCCUCAACUGGAACCGUCCGCUGAGCAGUGAGCAGCAAGAGAGACAGAGCUGGGAAGACAGCCUGAUCUCCCUCCAGAGUCAAAUGCUUACUGCUGUUCCUGAGAUCCUGCAGUGCACUGACAGGCCAGUCCUGCAGGCUGUGUUCCUCAACAACAACUGCUUUGAACACAUCCUCAGGCUCAUUCAGAACAGCAAGCUCUUUCAGAGCAACAUGCGUAGCCCGGAGCGUGAGGUUGUGUGUGACCUCACCACAUGUUUACUCGCAGAGGUCGAAGUGGACCAGGUUUUGGAGAAAGGAUCAGACAGUAUUACAGUUCAUGCUUUAGAAGUCCUCACAGCUAUAAUGAGCAACUCACCCUCUGCUAAGGAGGUUUUCAAAGAGAGGAUUGGCUACUCCCAACUGUUUGAUGUGCUGAAGAGUCAAGGUCAACCCACCAAAAGGCUUCUGCAAGAGCUGAUGAACAUGGCAGUGGAGGGCAAGCAUGCCCACGCCAAUCACCUUGGCAUUAGUAACGAACAGCCUUUGCUGCUGCUCCUGCAAUGGCUGCCUGACCUGUCCAGUCAAAGGGACCUUCAGCUGCUGGUGGCCCAGUGGCUGGCUGCCGUCUGUGGUGCCUCCUUAUCCUGUCGCACUGUGGCUGUGGAGGCAGGCAUGGUGGGCGCUCUGCUGCAGGUGCUCUCACAGCCCCAAAGUCUGGACAGGCAGUGUGCAGACGCCCUGCUGGGCCUCCUGCAGGACCUGGGCUCCUUGUGUUUGAGACCAGAGGAGCUUAAGAGCCUGCUCAGACUGCUCAGGGUGGAUCAGGACAAUGGCGCAGUGGGGGGGAAGGUGCACCCCUACUGCGCUCGCACCAUCCAAAUUCUCUCAGCCAUGGCAGCCAGAGAAGGCCAGGACAGUGCCUUGCAGUACUUUGAUCUUACUCCCCCCAUGGCAGGUAUUAUGGUGCCCACAGUCCAGCGCUGGCCAGGCAGCGGGUUUGCCUUUCACGCCUGGCUCUGUCUCAACAUGGAGUUCUCCAACAACCGUAAACCUCCUGCCAACUCUGGCACAGGGGCUCAGCAUGACAUGGGAAAAGGACCACGCAGAAAGCAGCUCUACAGUUUCUUCACAGCAAGUGGAACUGGGCUGGAGGCCUUUUUCACCAUGGAGGGAGUGCUGGUGGUGGCUGUUUGCACUAAAAAAGACUACAUGGCCGUCACGCUGCCAGAGCACCCACUAGUUGACUCAUGCUGGCAUUCAGUGGCUAUAGUCCACAUCCCGGGCCGUCGUCCAUUUGGUCAGAAUCUGGUCAACAUCUACAUCGAUGGAGAGCAGCGUAAAACUGCUCAGCUUCGCUUUCCAUCUUUCAGUGAGCCUUUUACUUCCUGCUGCAUCGGAUCGGCAGGCCACCGGACCACUACCACCACCACCUCCCCCAAUCUGCCCACGUCCUCGUCCUCUAACCCUUCGCCCGAGUUUGCUUUCCCUGCCCAUGGCCCCUCCCUUAUCCGUUCCCAGUCCUUCCCAGCCACCUUUGCAGGAGGCCGUUGGGGCUCUUUCGGAGACUCCCCAGUGCACACCAUCCCUGCAGGACUGCAGGACACAGAGUGGGGAACACCCACGUCUCUGGAUGGGCUCCUGGGCGCCGCCUUCAUUUGCCACGAGGCUCUGCAGCAGACACAGACGAGAACACUGCAUGCUGCAGGCCCCAAUCACGUGUCCUUAUUCAAAGCAGAGGGAGAGUUAUCUGAUCUCAACAGCAAGCUUCUGCUCUACUACACUCCACAGGCCUUUAAGAGCCAGAUAUGUCUGGACCUGUCGCCCAAUCACCAAUAUGAUGGCAGGCUUACAGGACACAGGGUAGUGAACUGGGACAUCAAGGAUGUUGUUAACGUGAUGGGAGGUAUAGGGGUUUUGCUGCCCCUGCUCGAGCAGGUAUGUGAGGCCGAGCAGGUUUACAACGGCGGUCAGGAGAUCUCAGACCUGCUGGGACCAGAGCUCACCUCCCCCAGAGGCCCCGCUGCCAUGCUGCUGCCACUGAACAAGUCUGCAGAGGGCAGACUAGAGAGAAACAGCAUCGCUGCCUUCCUGCUGAUGGUGAAAAACCUGAUUCGUCAUCACCCUGUCAAUCAGGAGAGCCUGCAGCGCUGCCAUGGGCCGAGCAUUAUAGGAGCCAUGCUCAGAAAAGUUCCUGGCAGUAUGAUGGACAUGAAUGUUUUAAUGGCCUGUCAGCUACUGUUGGAGCAGGUUUUCAAUGAGGGGAACAGCCCCCUUCUACAGCAACUCUACCAGCACCUGCUCUUUGAUUUCCGCAUCUGGACUAAAAGCCAUUUUGCUGUUUGUCUGGCCCACGUGCAGUACCUUGCGUCUGUGAUAAACAAAGGGAAGCAGCGCAUGAAGAGGAAGUACGGAGUCCAAUAUGUUCUGGAUACCAUUCGCACAUACUACAGUGUGGAGAAAGACGGAAGCUCUCUGUCUGAUGAAAAGCAGACGAUUCAAAACUCUCUGUUCGCCUUGCUGAAAGACUUUCUAAAGUCUCCUACAACAGAGGAUCUUCACAGUGUCCUCGCAUACAUUCUGACUGUCGGAGAGGAGAAGCAGGCGGUGAGAGCCUUGGAUGUGCUGUAUGAACUCUUGAGGAGCAGCCCUCCGCGUGAGCAGGUGCAGGCCGUGCUGCUGGAGUGGGGCGUGGAGCAGCUGUACUGCUUGCUGCUCAAUCCAAGCUUUGGAGACGAGGCCAGAGAGAGGGUGUUCAGGGUUUUAUACAAAAUCCUCAAAAGCGAGCGAGUGUCUGAGCGCAACAAGCAGCGCAUCAAGCUGAAAGAUUUUGGAUAUCUUGGCCUGGUUUGUUUCCUUGAUGAAAAUCCCGUAACCAUGACCACUGUGCGAUGUCUGUACGAGCAGGUCCUUGCUACAGAUGCCACCCCUAACUUCAGAGACCUCCUGGCUGUGGUCUGUCUGUCCCAUCGAGCUGAGCUCACUGUCCGCUUAGACGUCUGCCGCAAGCUCUUUCAUCUGAUCUACUCCAACGAUGAUUAUGUGAAGCAGCUUGCUAGGCAGCCCGGCUGGCAGGAUGUUUUGACCAAGCUCUAUGUGAAAGAGUGCUACGAGUCCCACGCUGCCAGCAUUGCAGGCUCCAGCACCAACAGCUCCUUCGAGCCAAACUACCGGCCGCCGCUGUGCAGGGAUCAAGUUCUGGUUAUAGAGGACACACACACAGACAUAUUUCUGAGCUACCGCACCUCGCAGGACAUCGAGAAUGAGGAAGAGGUUGAAGGUGGCCCACGGGACAUCUCUGAGGGAUUCUCUGAUUUGUCCCAGUCACCUCCAAGUGGAGGUGGUAAAAACUUCACUGGCUCCCUCCAUUUUAAGUCGUUUGAUUCAGUGGACCAGGGGAGCCACUCGUCCUCCGUCUCCAAUGCGGUUGAUAUCACCUCAUCUCGUCCCGACGAGGAGGGGAGAGACUACCAGCCCCUCUCCCCCUUUGGUAGCCCCUUUGAUUUGGAGCUAGGGGGCAUUGGAUAUACUGGCCCACACACUCCUUCAGGUAGUCUGACAAACACACCAUCUCCUCUAGAGCAUGGAAAACCUUUUCCACCUGCCAGACCUAGGAAGAGCUCCAGUUUGUCUAACGUGCUGGAUGAUACCAGCUAUGGGACAGACCCUCCAACUGGAGACACAAUCUCCAAUACGUCCAACCCACAGCAGACCCCUGAGGAGGAGCUGUGCAACCUGCUAACCAACAUUGUCUUCUCCGUGCUGUGGAGCGGCAGCGGGGCGGAGGUGGUGGAGGAUGUGGUGUGGAGAGGGAGAGGGCAGGUCUUUUCUGUUCUCACCAAACUGGGCUCCUCUUGCCAACUGGUCCGCCCUCCCGAUGACAUCAAACGCAGUCUGUUGGAGAUGAUGCUGGAGUCGUCUCUGUCAGACCUGAGGGACGCCCAGGGAGUGUCUCUGCCUUUCUGUCCCAGUCUGGUUCGGCUCCUCAGGCUGCUGCAGGACUUCCUGUUUGCUGAGGGGACAGACAACAACACCCUGUGGAGUGAAAAGAUAUUUGAGGGGGUGGUAAACCUGCUGGACAAGUUGCAGGCCUGGCAUAGCACCCCUGGCAGCCCUGGGAACAACGAAUUGAAGGAAAUGGCCCAGAUUGGCCUGCGUAUCAUCACCGGAUAUAUAAAACAGCAGCACUCACAGGUGUGUGUGAUGGCCUAUGUGAAGCUCCACAGCCUUCUCCAGACAGUGCUGUGUCUGAGCUGGGAGGAGGUGUGCUUCCUGCUGGGGCAGCUGGGCGCCCCCCUGUGGCCAGAAGGUGCAGUGGACGGCACCAACAAUGUGCAUGCAGAAACUUUCUCCCAGCUUGUGCCCAUCGUGCGCACGCUGCUCGACCAGCAUGCCGACCCCAUCACCCUCCAGAACCUACUGCCCAACCUGCCCAUCACAAACGGUAGCACCACCUUCGCCCAGGACCUCAAGGCUUACUGUCACACAGUGGAGUGGCAGGGUUUUUUCCAGCAGCAGGUUCAGGCCACCAUGGAGCAGUAUGAGCUGGACACGUUUGGGAGGAGCCAUGACAUCAUGUCCAAUUUCUGGAAUUCCUGCUUCGAUGCCCUGAUGAGUACAGGCUUAAAACGGGACAAAGACAGAUCAGACAGCAAGUCCAAGUUUCAGGAAGUGAUCGUGGAUCCCUACCUGAAGCGAGCCAGAAGUGAGAACAACAGGUACCACAGUUUGCAGAAGCAGAGCUCCAGCCAGCAGGGGGUGGUGUGGCAGCACUGGAAAGCUCUCCGCAGGCUUUUGACCAGUGAGAGAGGAGCAUGGGCCAACAAAGUUCAACCAGAGGUAAAAUGGAAAUUGUCCAAUGCAGAGACUUAUUCAAAGAUGCGUCUUAAACUUGUACCCAACUACAACUAUGAUCCUCACAUUGAGGCCAGUGCCCUGAGGGACAACAUGGGGGCUGACAGCCCACGUAGCUCUGAACCCCUUCCACUGGCUGUUGCAAAGGAAGCAAAAGUUAGCGACAUGGAGGAUGAUCAGUUAGGAGACGAAGACCUCGUCUUUGUGGAUAACAAGGUGGAGGGAGAAGACGAGAGCCAGAAAGAAAAACUGGUUCUGUCUGAAGACUGUGAGCUCAUCACCAUCGUGGCGGUUGUUCCGGGUCGUCUGGAGGUUACCACGCACCAUCUUUACUUCUAUGAUGGAAGCAGUGAGAAAGAAGAGACAGAGGAAGGAAUCGGCUUUGAUUUCAAGAGACCUCUGUCUCAGCUCAGAGAAGUGCAUUUGAGGCGCUACAACCUGCGGCGAUCUGCACUAGAGCUGUUCUUCAUAGACCAGGCUCAUUACUUCAUCAACUUCAGGAAGAAGGUACGAAACAAAGUGUACUCUAGGAUACUUGGGCUGCGGCCUCCCAACCUGUUUUACUUUGGCUCUCGCUCCCCCCAAGAGCUACUGAAGGCAUCUGGGCUUACACAGAAAUGGGUGUGCAGAGAAAUCUCCAAUUUCGAGUACUUGAUGCAACUGAACACCAUUUCUGGACGCACUUACAACGACCUGUCGCAGUAUCCUGUGUUCCCCUGGAUCUUGUGUGACUAUACCUCUCCCACUCUGAAUCUGGAGGACCCAUCAGUUUUCAGAGACUUGUCCAAACCCAUAGGUGUGGUCAACUCCCGCCAUGCACAGAAUGUCAGAGAAAAGUAUGAGAGCUUUGAGGACCCAACUGGCACCAUCGACAAAUUUCACUAUGGCACACACUACUCUAAUGCAGCAGGAGUCAUGCACUACAUGAUCCGCAUGGAGCCGUUCACAACUCUGCAUAUCCAGCUGCAGAGCGGCAGGUUUGACUGCGCAGACAGACAGUUCCACUCGGUGGCAGCCGCCUGGCAGGCUCGCAUGGAGAGUCCAGCUGACGUGAAAGAGCUCAUCCCGGAGUUCUUCUACUACCCAGAAUUCCUGCAGAACAUGAAUGACUUCAACCUGGGACAGUUGCAGAUAUCUCAGGAACCAUUGACAGAUGUUCUGCUGCCUCGUUGGGCCUCAUCAAGAGAAGACUUCAUCAAGCAACACAGGAAAGCCCUGGAAUGUGAGCAUGUGUCCAGUCACCUCCAUGAGUGGAUUGACCUGAUCUUUGGUUACAAGCAGAGAGGCGAGGAGGCAGUGAACGCCCUCAAUGUCUUCUACUACUGCACGUAUGAGGGUGCAGUAGAUCUGGAUGCAAUUGCCAACGAGACGGAGCGUAAGGCCCUGGAAGGCAUCAUCAGCAACUUUGGACAGACUCCCUGUCAGCUCCUUAAGGAACCGCAUCCUCCUCGUAUGUCAGCUGAGAACGCAGUUAGGCGGCAGGCCCGCCUGGACACUCUGCCCCUGAAUAUCUUUGAGCAGCUCAACAAACUCCGGCCAUUUGUGGAGGUGGUAAGCGAUGGCCUUCCGCUGGUCCAGGCAGUGGUACCAAAGAGCCAGAAUCGCUCCUUCAUCAUCCAGGGCUCAGAUAUACUGGUGACUGUGAGUUCAAACGGGUUGAUAGGGACACACAGCUGGCUGCCAUAUGACAAAAACAUCGCCAACUACUUCACCUUCACUAAGGACCCCACCAUGACUAAUUCCAAAACGCAGCGUUUCUUGAGCGGACCUUUCUCUCCCGGGGUGGAGAUCAGUGCUCAGUUGCUCGUGGUGUCCAACGACGGCCGACUGCUGUUCAGUGGAGGAAACUGGGACUGCAGUCUCCGUGUCACCCAACUGGGGAAGGGCAAGCUGGUGGGCAGGAUCUGCCGGCACAUUGACAUUGUUACGUGCUUGGCUCUGGAUCUCUGUGGCAUCUACCUCAUCUCUGGUUCAAGGGACACAUCCUGUAUAGUGUGGCAGGUUCUACAGCAGGGUGGCUUCUCCAGCGGUCUGUCUCCUCGGCCGGUGCAGAUUCUCGUGGGACAUGACCAGGAGGUCACCUGCGUGGCCAUCAGCACCGAACUGGAUAUGGCUGUCUCAGGAUCGAAGGAUGGGACUGUGAUUGUGCACACUGUCCGACGAGGCCAAUUCCUGCGAACGCUGCGGCCUCCUGGUGAUAGCUGUGUACCCGCCCAAAUCUCUGGGCUCCAGGUGGGCCUGGAAGGCCACAUUGUGGUACAGACCUCGCAGGAGGAACGAUUAAACAGAAAGGGCAAGUACUCCAUUCAUGUUUACUCAGUAAACUGUUGUCUGAUGUCCUCCUGCACCAUGGAGGAGCAGGUGACUGCCCUCCACCUGGUGUCUGAACACCUCAUCCUGGGGACUGCACAGGGCAGCCUCCACAUACGAGAUUUAUGCAGCCUGGAUGCUCUGGUAAGGCCCCUGGCCUUGAAGGUUCCUGUGAGAAGUGUGUCUGUCACCAAAGAGUGCAGCCACAUCCUAGUGGGACUAGAGGACGGGAAGUUAAUUGUGGUGGGGGCAGGGAAGCCAGAGGAGGUUCGCUCAGGACAAUUCUCUCGUCGCCUGUGGGGCUCCACACGCCGCAUCUCUCAGGUGUCCUCAGGUGAAACCGAGUAUAAUCCCACUGAGAAUGCUGGCAAAUGAGAUGAGCAAUGGUGGAGGAACUCUUAAGGACUCUGUAGGCUGCAGAUACCUGCACCACCAAGAUGCUCGCUAGACUCAACAAGGCUUUUGUUCCCUUUACAAGCUGGUAAACUGUCUUCCUCAGCCACUGAUCUCUCUGAGAGAGCAACGAUACACUGUGCACUUUUUUAUUCUUAAAUGAUUUGAUAUUUUUAUUGCAUAUUUUUAUUUGCAGUUGUGUACUGUUUUUAAUCAGCAUCAUUCCAAAGAGUGGCCUUGUUUUUGUGGAUGGAGAAGAGCUUGUUGUUUGAGGUUGUAUGAAAUGCUGUUGAACUGUAUGUACGAUAAGUCAGAUUUCAGGGAUGUGACUCGUGCUGAUGCACAUGCAGCCUCAGACACAGACAGAAUGCUGUGAACUCUCCAGGCUCCAUGCUCUUGGCUUCUUUCUUGUCAGAGGAGCAGCUGAGAUCCCUGUGCUGUUGAAUUGUUCUGGCAAUGGCACCUUCUUAAAACUCCUGAAAACUUGAAAACUUCUGUAGAUGUUGCUAGAGAUUUCAACAUUGCAAUACUGGUAAAUACCACAUGGGGGUAAAAGAAAGAUACGAGGGGUAACUGAUCACUAUAGUGAACCAAUGCUGUGUUUGGAUCUUUAGCGGUCAACAUCAGGAUUUGCUGAUCUUUGCAGCAGAAGUGCACCGCAACACCACAGUCUAUAAUCCUGCAUUCCAUUCGGCUCUAAGCGAUUUAAAGCUGUUACAAUUAAAGCAAUAAGUGCUUUAAUGGUCAAGUAUGUGAAAUAUAUUCACUUCUUUAUCAUGACUGUGGAGCUUGGAUGCAAUAAAACUCAAGAGGAGUGCCUCCUAUUGCCUUACACUGAAUGAAGUAAAGACCUUUCCAAAUGUGUCUGUACUAGUUUUAUUACUCAUCACAUGACUAUUAAUGUCCCUGUUUUAUUUCAUCUGAUAAGUAAAAGUAAUUUUUUUAGCUUGUGUCUUGAGCCAUGUAUAAACACUGAAUUGUCAGGCUGUACCCCUGCUGAUCUGAUUUAAACACAUCUUACUACUCUACUGUGACUCUCAGAUGUGGAUAAGACGUUGUUAAUGAACUCAGUAAACUGUUGGCUGGAUGCACAUAGUUGCCUGUCUGUACUGGUAUUGUAAUGUUUAUGGAGCGCUGAAAAACAUCUGAAGACAUGAUGACUCUGAAACACGUGAGCAUAAAAGUACGUGAGUGAGUGUCAGAGGAAUUCACUUCCUGCCAGCUUGUUUUACUGGGGUUUGAACAAAGUAGUUGUUAUGCAGUGUCAUGACGGGACAGACACAAAGGGAACUAUUUGGGCAAAUGCAAUACCCAUAACAUGGUGCACAAAAAUGACCUAGUCUCUGUAAGUGAUGCUCAGAAUAACCUUACUAAGUGUGAGCAAGUAUAAAAGAAACUAUAUUUGUUUACUUAUCAGUUCAUACACAAAGUCAAUACAUUCAGGCUGUCUAAAAUAACAUUUUAUUCAAAUUUCACAACUCUAAGAUGAGAUAAUGUCGGUGAACAUAAAGGAUUGUUUGCAGCUGUUCAAGUAUACAUUUGAUCAUCUAGUAUAUCUAUUGUGAAUACUGAUAUCAAUUCAUGUAACACUGCUCUGGUUUUCUCUAAAUGUUAUGAAUGUAAUAUUUCCCUUUUAUUAUGUAGUAACGCUCAAAGCCUUUAGUUUAAUCAAUGGAGCUCAAAAUGGAGGCUUCUUUUCAGCAUUGGGUCUUUUUACAAUCAUGGUCCUCUAUCAAAAAGUAGGUUUAAGUCAUGAUGUAUAUGAUGUUUUUAAUAUUAUUUGUUGUUUAAAUGUCCUGAUUUAGAUUCAAAGUGAUCCUACAAAAAACCUUAAGCGAAGGUCAGCACUGCCUUGAAUUUGGAUUAUUAUUUAGCUUUUGUAUUGUUCUUGGAAGAUGUUGAAAAUACACUUUACCUUUUAAAAAUCAAGCA
Sander lucioperca (pikeperch) is the source of this 10869-nucleotide messenger RNA. RefSeq names its product neurobeachin-like 2 (gene nbeal2). The transcript is spliced from 55 exons. The record is from RefSeq and is a predicted model, not a curated record. Bases 496 to 8919 code for a protein of 2807 amino acids. Lineage: Eukaryota; Metazoa; Chordata; Actinopteri; Perciformes; Percidae. Gene Ontology annotation, cellular component: membrane; cytosol. Gene Ontology annotation, biological process: intracellular protein localization. Gene Ontology annotation, molecular function: protein kinase binding.